Molecule: messenger RNA, 1526 nt
Organism: Loxodonta africana (African savanna elephant)
Lineage: Eukaryota; Metazoa; Chordata; Mammalia; Proboscidea; Elephantidae
Gene: CCNA2
Product: cyclin A2
Exons: 8
Coding region: 109-1407 (432 amino acids)
Biological process (GO): regulation of cyclin-dependent protein serine/threonine kinase activity; mitotic cell cycle phase transition
Cellular component (GO): nucleus; cytoplasm; cyclin A2-CDK2 complex
Molecular function (GO): cyclin-dependent protein serine/threonine kinase regulator activity
Source: RefSeq, a predicted model, not a curated record
GCGGCAGCUACAGCAUUCCUCGGCUGAGUCUGCGCGCGGGUCAGCGGGGCGGAGUGCACGCUGCUUGGCGCCGGAGGCUGAUCCCGCCGCCUGCCCCGGGGAGCAGUGAUGUUGGGCAACUCUGCACCAGGGCCUGCGGCCCACGAGGCGGGCUCGGCGCUGCUAACACUACAGCAGACGGCCCUCCGAGAGGACCAGGAGAACAUCGACCCCGAGAAAGCGGAGCCCGCCCAGCAGCCCCGGACUCGAGCCGGGCUGGCGGUACUCAAGGCGGGGAACCCACGGGGUCCAGCGCCGCAGCAGAGACCCAAGACGCGACGGGUUGCACCUCUUAAGGAUAUUCCUGUAAAUGAUGAGCGUGUCACUGUUGCUCCAUGGAAGGCAAACAGUAAACAGCCUGCAUUCACCAUUCAUGUGGAUGAAGAAGAAGAAAAGACUCAGAAGAGACCAGCUGAAUCUAAAAAAUCGGCGUGUGAAGAUGCCCUGGCUUUUAACUCAGCUGUUACUUUACCUGGAACAAGAAAACCGCUGGGGUCUCUCGAUUAUCCGAUGGAUGGUAGUUUCGAGUCACCACAUACUAUGGACAUAUCAGUUGUAUUAGAAGAUGAAAAACCAGUGAAUGUUAACGAAGUACCAGACUAUCAUGAAGACAUUCACACAUACCUUAGGGAGAUGGAGGUUAAAUGUAAGCCUAAAGUGGGUUAUAUGAAGAAACAACCAGACAUCACUAACAGUAUGAGGGCUAUCCUUGUGGACUGGUUAGUUGAAGUAGGAGAAGAAUAUAAACUACAGAAUGAGACCCUGUAUUUGGCUGUGAACUACAUUGAUAGGUUCCUUUCAUCGAUGUCCGUAUUGAGAGGAAAACUUCAGCUUGUGGGCACUGCUGCUAUGCUCCUAGCCUCAAAGUUUGAAGAAAUAUAUCCUCCAGAAGUAGCAGAAUUUGUAUACAUUACAGAUGACACCUAUACCAAGAAACAAGUUCUGAGAAUGGAGCAUCUCGUUCUGAAAGUCCUUGCUUUUGACUUAGCAGCACCAACAGUAAAUCAGUUUCUUACCCAAUACUUUCUGCAUCAGCAGCCUGCAAACUGCAAAGUUGAAAGUUUAGCGAUGUUUUUGGGAGAGUUAAGUUUGAUAGAUGCCGACCCAUACCUAAAGUAUUUGCCAUCAAUUAUUGCUGGAGCAGCCUUUCAUAUAGCACUCUACACAGUCACAGGACAAAGCUGGCCUGAGUCAUUAGUACGAAAGACUGGAUAUACCCUGGAAAGUCUUAAGCCUUGUCUCAUGGACCUUCACCAGACCUACCUCAGAGCACCACAGCAUGCACAACAGUCAAUAAGAGAAAAGUACAAAAAUUCAAAGUAUCAUGGUGUUUCUCUCCUCAACCCACCAGAGACACUAAAUGUGUAAAAGUGAAGAGACUACCUUUGUUUUCUAAGAUGUAAAUCAAAGUAUAUGGUGUACAGUUUUUAUCUUCGGUUUUAAUUUUGCAAUCAUUUCUGAAUACAGAAGCUGUGGUCAAUUACAAA